AUGUCGGCCGACAUUCACAAGCACAACAGCAGACUGCAGGCCACUUCGAUCACCAUUCCCUCCGAUUUUGUCUUCGGAAAAGUUAGGUCUCUUCAAGAGUACAAUUCCACCAUGUGCUCAAUAUGUCGUGAUGCCAGAGUUGUAGCUGACAGGGUCCCAGAUUACCCUGUAGGUGAAGGCCUGCCUCCCAAUGUUACAUGUGGAGAGUGGGAGUACAUAGCCCAAACAAGCAUGACAGCAGAAGCGUGUGAGUCUGAGGGCAUUCGCUCCUUCUAUUGGCAGUGCUGUGAUGGCGGUGUGCCAUUCUACAAGUGCGAGUCCAACAUUCGAAAGAAACUAUUGGAGGACUAUGAUCCUGCUGUUCCACCAAUUUUGAGCGCUCAAACUCCUCUAAACGUCUCAGUCACUGUGGAAGUGUUUGCAGUGGAAAAGAUUGAUGUUCAAGGUGGAACUGCUAAGAUUUUGUGCAGUGUUUAUCUGGAAUGGAAAGAUGAACGCCUCAAAUGGGAACAAGAAGACGAAACUUGUGCUGGAUAUGUGUCCAUGUAUGCUGGGGCAGACCGAGAAAAGACAGAGGUUUGGGUGCCUGAUAUUGACCUACUCAACCAAGUGGAGGGAAUGCAGACAUUACCGGACACAGCAGCAUUGGUCUUUAGUGAUGGGACGGUGCAUUGGAGUCGCAAUGGUGGAAUUACUGCCUUUUGCCAGUUUGCAGGCCUGAGCCAGAUUCCCUUUGAUGUUCUAGGCUGUCAGUUCAUUGUUGGGCCCUAUGUUCGUCGAGAUCCAAGCCUCAUCAGCUACCAACUCUUCAAUGGGACAGGCCUCCUACAGGGGAAGUUUGAGCCAACAUUCAAUGAAUAUUUGCCCGUGCCAGAACUCUCUGAGAGUGGCACAGCCUUUGAUGGGGUUGUGCUAUACUUCAACCUUUUCUACCGCAGAUCUCAAAAGUAUUAUGUCAACAAUCUUCUCAUCCCCACUAUUAUUCUUACAUAUGUCAGCAUGGGGACAUUCUUGCUGGACCUUCGAGUGGGCGAACGACUCAGCUAUGGCAUGGCUUUGACAUUGGUGGUGGUUGCCCAGCAAAUUGCUACUGGAGGCUCCAUUCCCAUUAGCAAUGAACGGCUGUGGAUAGACAAAUUCAUUGGUUGGAGCUUCUAUUGGGUGAUUGUUGGAUUGGUGGAAUCUGUCAUAAUUGGUUACAUCUACUUUUUGCGCGAGGAUAAGGCUGCUCAGUUGUCACCUGAAGGAGGGAACCGCAUCUAUGAUGGAAUGAGAGAAUCUGUCUUUGCAGCUCAGCCUCCAGCACAUAAUCACCAGGAGGAAGACAACAAAAACAGAGUUCGCCAAAACAUGGAUUUCUCCUCCUCCACCAACUGGUCUAGCCCACAUUUGAGGGAAGGGGAAGUUGAUUGCGACAACUAUGCGAGUCACUUGGAGGAGCGCAAGACUCGGCCAACAAUUGCCAGCAAAACAAUUCCUCAGCAGGAACAAUCCACAGGUGAAAUUGAUGGCCAGAGACGAUUCACUACCUUCAAGCAGCAGCUUGGAAAGAACCAGUCACAAAGGAGUCUUGGUGAGACAACAAGUGGUCAAUGGUAUCCCAAAGAAGAAAAGCGAGAAUAUGGAAUGUGGAAAUUUGUUUACACAGUGUCCCUUCGGAAGAUUGAUCGGUUCUUUUUCUUUUUUACACUUGUGACAUACACACUCUUUGUUAUUGCCAUGUUUGUUUCCCGGCCAUACUGGGGUCAGAACCUGAAAAAUGUCUGGCUUCACCAGGGUGACACUAGCUGGGAUUCUGAAGUUGAGAUUCGUGGUACCGGGCAAUGA
This is a messenger RNA of Seminavis robusta, 1827 nucleotides long. Lineage: Eukaryota; Bacillariophyta; Bacillariophyceae; Naviculales; Naviculaceae. The record is from the annotation of a GenBank genome assembly.